CUGAAAGGGAAAUGCACACCACAGAAUUUCCCCUAACCAGUAGACUGAUACCUCCUAGACAAGAGAGCCCACUGCUCAAGACAUCACCUGCCAGCAUCCCAGAACCCCCAGCAGCAGAAAGGGGGUGGGAGCCUUUCCAAAGGCUGUCUUCCAGUCACGGUGUGUCACCUAAAGAAUUGGAUAAGCUGGCUAGAAACAUUCCCACUUUCACUCCAAGCCCUGCAGGAGGCCACGAUGUGCACGACUAUUUAAAAGACAUUGAUUUUCACUUGCAAACUGUUGCCAAUGUUACCACACGAGACAGACUGUACCUGCUCAGAAUCACCGCCAGCCGUGAAGUCCGGAGCUUUCUAGACCGACAGCCAGAAACAGUCAAAGUGGAUUACCAACAACUGCAGCAGGCUUUGAUUAAAGAAUUCUCUGAUCCAGAAUCAGAGCAAGGGCUGAUUACGGCCAUGGACCUUAAACAGGGCAGACAGGAAACCACGCAGUCUUUCUACAACAGGCUCAGACAAGCAUACUUCGGAGCACGGAAUGAGCCAGGAAUGGAAGAAGAAUUCAAUUUCAAAACUCUGUUCCUCCGUAACCUGCACCCAACAGUGAGUCACCAUUUGGGGGUUCUGGCUUGCCCACGGACUAUGUCCACCCAACAGCUGCGAGACUUAAGCCAUAAGGCCUAUGCCAAACAAAGAACUGCUUCUGAAAAGAUGGGAAAACCCCCCACAAUCUAUCCUGUCACUAAUCAGAGUUCAGAACUUGCCCUAGAGGGCGCCGAGCCUCGCCACAGCAAUUGGGUACACCCUGACACUCAGCCUUGCCUUUGUCCUGUUUAACAGAGUCAACGGGGUGCAAAGGUCCAUGAACAGUGCACUGCUGCCUUUUAACCUUCAUGAUCCACCUGCCAUCUAACCAUCAGGAUCCACCUGCCAUCCGGCCUUCACCACCCACCUGCCAUUUAACCAUCAUGAUCCACUGUUGUCUGAUGAUGUCUCAAUUCAGAGCAUCUUCAGACAAAAAGGGGGAGUCUGUAACGUCUGUGUAAGAUCAGUGAUGGCUAAUUACACUUUGUUUGAAAAAAACUUUGUUUGAAAAAAAACCUUUUAGCCUUUUGACAUUUGCAUAUAAAUUACUGACCUGGUCUCCACGUUUGCAUUUAUAUGGGUGCUAAAUUGC
This is a messenger RNA of Myxocyprinus asiaticus (Chinese sucker), 1173 nucleotides long. RefSeq lists its product as uncharacterized. Bases 12 to 833 code for a protein of 273 amino acids. NCBI's taxonomy places the organism in Eukaryota, Metazoa, Chordata, Actinopteri, Cypriniformes, Catostomidae. The record is from RefSeq and is a predicted model, not a curated record. The transcript has a single exon.